Messenger RNA from Microtus oregoni (creeping vole), 1937 nucleotides. RefSeq names its product complement factor H-related protein 2-like. Bases 83 to 928 code for a protein of 281 amino acids. The record is from RefSeq and is a predicted model, not a curated record. The transcript is spliced from 5 exons. NCBI's taxonomy places the organism in Eukaryota, Metazoa, Chordata, Mammalia, Rodentia, Cricetidae.
GUAAUGCACUGAAAAUCAAAGUCAUGCCCAGAGUCAAGUCCCCAGAACUCCACCACUGCUGGAGCGCUUUACGUUUUAGACGAUGGGGUGGUCUACUGUGUUGCUCUUAGCCAGUACCUAUCUAACCUUGUGUCUUUCUACAGCCGAAGGAGAAGAGAGACUUUGUGAUUUUCCAAAAAUAAGCCACGGAAUAUUAUAUGAUGCAAAGAAAUAUGACCCACUGUCCUCCUUUCCUAUUGGGAAGGUUUUAUACUACUCUUGUGAAUAUAAUUUUGUGUCUCCUCCAAAUUCCUUCUGGAAUCUCAUAACAUGCACAGAAGAAGGAUGGUCACCAACACCAAAGUGUCUCAGGCUAUGUUUCUUUCCUUUUGUGGAAAAUGGUGAUUCUACAUCUUCAGGGCAAACACACUUACAAGGUGAUACUGUACAAGUCGUUUGCAAUCAAGGCUACAGCCUUCAAAAUAAUCAGAGCAGCAUUGCAUGCACUGAAGAGGGCUGGUCCAUUCCUCCCGAAUGCAUUUCCACCAAUUCAACAGGAAAAUGUGGGCCUCCUCCACCUAUUGACAAUGGAGACAUCACCUCCUUCCCUUUACCAGAAUACCAACCAUUAUCAUCAGUCGAAUAUCAGUGCAAGUCCUUCAAUAAAAUGCAGGGCAACAAAAAAAUAACAUGUAGAAAUGGAGAAUGGUCAGAGCCACCAAAAUGUUUAAAUGCAUGUAUAACAUCAGAAGAAAUUAUGGGAAAACACAAUAUAAUUCUCAAAUGGAGAGAAAUUGGAAAGGUUUAUGUCACAUCAGGGGACUAUGUAGAAUUUACAUGUAAACCUGGAUAUAAAAAGGCAAAUGCAUCACCUCAAUUUCGUACAGUGUGCAUUGAUGGUCACAUCAGUUAUCCCAGUUGUACAAAAAGAAGUUUGUUUAGUAGUUGAAUGAACCUUUGUUUAGAAACAUGCAUGCAUAUUACCCACACAGUUUCAAUUUAUGUUUGAAGUGUUAACUAAUUUCAUCUCAUAAGUAUAAACUUGAUUAAUUUGGAGCUUGAGAUAUGAUUGCUACAAAUGCGAAAAAAGUACAUUCAAAAUACCUAAACCAGAGUGUGGCAAGUCCUAGCACAAUAAACAAUGACAAGAAAAUGCAAUUACUUCAGUGUCUGUUUUGAUCCACCACUUUUCAGUUCUCCAAUUUUCUUCAAUACUGUGAACCUAAUUCUCUGAUUCACAGUGAACUGAACCCAUAUUGUCUCAGUCUCCAAAUUAGUAUUAUUUCACAAAUAUAUAACAACCAAACUGCCAUACUUAACAUUGAUAAUUAAUAUAAAUAAAGCCACAUAAUAUUUUAUGCUAAUAAAUAGAUCUAAAAGUAUUUUUAUUAUUUCCUGAACAUAUUAAUUUCUCAAUUUAAAUAUUCAAUAGUUACACAAAGAAAUUAAAAUUAACUGAGUAUAUGAUUCUAUAGCUAUCAUAAUGUCAAUAUUAAAAACUAAUUAUUCUGAACAGGCAAUAAGCACAUAUAUACUUGUACCUAAAGUAAUAGAAAAGUAAAUUAACAAUAAAUACAAUAAAUUUUAUUUAAAGACUAUAUUUAUCUUUAGAGGUAAUAGUGUUAAGGGUUUCUAUUUGAUAUCUUUAAAGACAAUUUCUAGUUUACGGUACCAAACAUAACUUGUAUACCUUAUCACAAUGAAAAAUUGAUAUAUAUUCAGCAACUGAUGCUGCAGUCUUAUAUUUUUAUUUCUGGACUAUAAAUAUGUAACAUGAUAUUGUAAAAAUGCAUGGCAGUAACGCACCAUAGCUCCUGUUUGACCAGUGAAAACAAGCAACAUUUCAAAAGCCCUGUGUUGUUAACUCUGAUUAAUAAAACAUUAGUAUGUAAAAUGAAUUUUAAACAUUGUUUUCAGUGUACUAUGGCUAGUAAGAAUAUAACUCUUGCAUAAACUGA